Amphibalanus amphitrite is the source of this 1862-nucleotide messenger RNA. RefSeq lists its product as uncharacterized. The record is from RefSeq and is a predicted model, not a curated record. The transcript has 6 exons. Bases 144 to 800 code for a protein of 218 amino acids. NCBI's taxonomy places the organism in Eukaryota, Metazoa, Arthropoda, Thecostraca, Balanomorpha, Balanidae.
UGGAGGGGUAGGGAGAGUCUGGUGGAGUAGUGAGGAGUGAGCAGCGUCAAAGGAAGGACUUGUCCUCGAGACCACUCAUAUUACGGGUUAAACAAUAUCUGCAUCUGCUUCAACAGGACUUGGAGCUUCUGUAACCCGCCGGCAUGUCUUCAGAUAAGGUGAUUUUAGCCUAUGGCCUAUCGGCGCUGGCCUGUCUGCUAGCGAUAAUGUGGCAGUCUGAAUGCGACCCACGAGAUAUGGCAGCCCACGAUUACGCCAAAUUCAAAAUGAAGCCGCACAAAAUGAUGGAAUAUGUUAGCAAGCCGACCAUGCUAAGUACGUGGUUCCAGUGGAUCCGCGACAUCCGUCCCACCGGCCCCCGGUUCAUGACGCCCGGAAAAACGUUCCUGGGAGAAUUUAACGUUGGUCCUCUCGGACCCUACUACAUCCUUCUAAACGUCACCGACUACGUCCCCGGUAAGGUUUUGGCGAUGGACGCAGAUAGCUGGCUGCGCCCCCAGCUCCGAAUUGAAGUGGAGGACCUCAAGGAUGACGGGUGUACCCUGCACCUGAAUAUGGUGUUCAACAGGACUUCGGUGCUGUUUCAGUACACCAUCGGCUGGAUGGGAAGUCACAUGACCCACAACCAGUUCCGGCACGCCCUCUUUAUGCUGCGUAUGAUGAUCCACCCUGAGGCUGAAGAUCACCAUGACAUCCAUCCAGAUGACCUACAUCAUGAGCUUGAUCUCAGUCACCUGGAAGAGAUGGAGGACGUCGAAGUGGGGGAGGAGGUCAGACUUCCUCUCAGUGGAAAGCAGUGAUGAAGAGUGAAGUGGUGGACUAAGAUGCUGGACGUUUGCCGGAGGGAUUCGAUGUUACGGAGGUGUGUUUGAUUGAUAUUAUAAGUGGUUGAGAUGGUUUAGAGCAGGCCUACGGGGCCGAUAGAUUUUCGGUGUCUUCGACUUUGACUCCGAUUCCUGCUUUUGAAAAACCGACUCUGACUCCGACUCCGGGUAGAACUGUUGUCUCCCACCGACUCAAACUCCGACUCCGACUCCAGAAACCUGGCAGGGCUGCAGAGGUGAUGGAUAUUCGGAUGACUCCGACUCCGAUUUCCAAAAAAAAGAUUCCGACUACGGAUCAUUUCGACGACUCCGACCAUUUCCGACUCCGACUACGCAGCCCUGGUUCAUAGGCUUUUGAGAGAGACUUUGCAGAGAUGUCGUGGAGAAAUAUGGUGGAGAUAUGUUAGAAAGAUGAUCGAACUGAUUCAAUCAUGCUGGAAAUGUCUAAGAGAAGUGGCGGAAGAGUGUCUGAUUGAGGAUAGAUGCUGUAGAGAUAUUGGUACUGGUUGAAAUGGUUAGGGGCUGGUAGAGAAAUGAUGGAUAUUUGGUGGAGAAACGGUAGAUAUUUGGUGGAGAAAUGGUCGAUAUUUGAUGGAGAAAUGGUCGAUAUUUGGUGGAGAGAUGUGAUGGAGACUGGAGAUAUGUUAGACAGGUGUUGUAAAAAGUUGAAAUAUUUAGGGAAGGUGGUUGGAGGAGGAUGAAGGAGUGACAGAUGGUCCUACGGAACAUGUUCUGGGAUGACGUUGGAGAUGGUUUAGGGAGAUACGAGAGGGACGCUAGGUUAGCUUGUCUCCGCAGAGCACGGUAGACGGUAGUGAUUGCAUUUGGAAAUAUUUUAGGGAUAUGACGGCGUAAUGAGAAUUUGAUGAGAUGUUAGAAAAAACAUGCAAUCAACAUGUUGGAAAAAUGUUGAUUAUCUCCCUGGUGGCGAUAGGGAUAAGUCACAUAUACACUUUGAUUGGUGACAAUGGGUGAAAAGUAAAUUGCCUUGACGCUUUGAGGGCCCGCGUGUUGAGCUUAGCAGUUUCGUGAUUGGAU